Messenger RNA from Cebus imitator (Panamanian white-faced capuchin), 1123 nucleotides. RefSeq names its product ubiquitin C-terminal hydrolase L3 (gene UCHL3). The coding region runs from base 293 to 985 and encodes 230 amino acids. Gene Ontology annotation, biological process: protein deubiquitination; ubiquitin-dependent protein catabolic process. NCBI's taxonomy places the organism in Eukaryota, Metazoa, Chordata, Mammalia, Primates, Cebidae. Gene Ontology annotation, cellular component: cytoplasm. The transcript has 9 exons. Gene Ontology annotation, molecular function: cysteine-type deubiquitinase activity. The record is from RefSeq and is a predicted model, not a curated record.
GUGUGGGGAGAGGACUGUGGAUUUAGAUACUCUUUUCCUCCCGAAAUAGGAACUUGGGUCUUAUUUUUUUCCUACUCAACAGCAUCUUAAUUUAAAAUAUGACACUUGACCUACGGCCCUGCAGGGAGCGGUUAAGAGGGUGAGAGGCCCGUUAAGCUCUUUUUGGUACUUAGGCGCCCUCCUCGGGGCGGUGGGUUGGGCGGGCCCAGGUCAAGGCGCGCGUGGGCGGAAGCGGCGGCGGCGGCGGCGAAGGCGGCGGCUGUCAGAGCUGGAGGGGCCGGGCACAGCGGAUAUGGAGGGACAGCGCUGGCUGCCGCUGGAGGCCAAUCCUGAGGUCACCAACCAGUUUCUCAAACAAUUAGGUCUGCAUCCUAACUGGCAAUUCGUCGACGUAUAUGGAAUGGAUCCUGAACUCCUUAGCAUGGUACCAAGACCAGUCUGUGCAGUAUUACUUCUCUUUCCUAUUACAGAAAAGUAUGAAGUAUUCAGAACAGAAGAGGAAGAAAAAAUAAAAUCUCAGGGACAAGAUGUUACACCAUCAGUAUAUUUCAUGAAGCAAACAAUCAGCAAUGCCUGUGGAACAAUUGGACUAAUUCAUGCUAUUGCAAACAAUAAAGACAAGAUGCACUUUGAAUCUGGAUCAACCUUGAAAAAGUUCCUAGAGGAAUCUGUGUCAAUGAGCCCUGAGGAACGAGCCAGAUACCUGGAGAACUAUGACGCCAUCCGAGUUACUCAUGAGACCAGUGCCCAUGAAGGUCAGACUGAGGCACCAAGUAUAGAUGAAAAAGUAGACCUUCAUUUUAUUGCGUUAGUUCAUGUAGAUGGGCAUCUCUAUGAAUUAGAUGGGCGGAAACCAUUUCCAAUUAACCAUGGUGAAACUAGUGAUGAAACUUUAUUAGAGGAUGCCAUAGAAGUUUGCAAGAAGUUUAUGGAGCGUGACCCUGAUGAACUAAGAUUUAACGCGAUUGCUCUUUCUGCAGCAUAGCUUGUCAAUAAUGGAAAUACCAAAUACUGUAUUAUUUGCAACAAAAUUUAAAUUUUCUCUGCCAUACACUAACUCAAAAAUUUUGAUAUUUUCAUUAACUCGAUGAUUAAACUUUAUGUGAAUUAAACUUUGACUUAA